Molecule: messenger RNA, 1006 nt
Organism: Populus nigra (black poplar)
Lineage: Eukaryota; Viridiplantae; Streptophyta; Magnoliopsida; Malpighiales; Salicaceae
Product: thioredoxin-like 3-1, chloroplastic
Exons: 4
Coding region: 298-861 (187 amino acids)
Cellular component (GO): chloroplast stroma
Source: RefSeq, a predicted model, not a curated record
CCACUUCCUUAGCUUCCUUCCCAUCCCCAAGCUCACCUUCAAGAAGAUAAGCUUCUUUACAAGUUGCAACCAUUUUUUUUCCUCCAUUUUCGAAACAACCAAAAACACUUAAAAAGAAAGAAAAUCCAUUCUAUCUCAAAACCUCAAGAAAACACCACACCUUAAAAAACAUGAUUUUCUUCAGUAAUUCUCCCCAACCAGCAUUUUAAAAUAUCCCAUUUUCUUCCUUGAAUUUCUUCCUUGAAAAAAAGAGAGCGUUAUAUAUAUAGAGGGAGAGGGAGGGGGAGAGGGAAAAGAAUGUCAGUUUUAGCAGCGAAUCCUCACGUUUUAUACAGAGAAGUGCAGUACCACAAUAAAGACCAACAACAACAGUUAUGGAGUGGUGGUGGUGGUAGCAGUUUAUUGUUAUCACAAAGAACUUCUUUUGGGUGUUCUUGGUUUGAUGGCAGAAACAAAGACCUGUGUAAAAAGAAUUCAAAGAGAGAUGUUAAAGUAGCAGCGUCUUGGCCAGAUAUGACUAGGCCAACCUCCGUAGAGAUGGAACCCAUCGAUGAUUCUCACCAUCUUGAUAAGAUUCUCCUUCAGGCUCACGAGCUUUCCCAGCCCAUUAUCAUUGACUGGAUGGCUUCUUGGUGCCGGAAAUGCAUUUAUUUGAAGCCAAAGUUGGAGAAAUUGGCUGCUGAAUAUGAUACCAAAAUCAAAUUUUAUUGCGUGGACGUCAACAAGGUGCCUCAGGCUUUAGUGAAGCGUGGAAAUAUAUCUUUAUGGAAAGAUGGAGAGAUGAAAGCAGAGGUGAUCGGAGGGCACAAGGCCUGGCUUGUGAUGGAAGAAGUGAGAGAAAUGAUCCAGAAAUUCGUAUGAUAUCUGUACUGUGCAUAACGUUCUGUUCUUGUCUUCAAUUCCCAUAUAGAAAGUCAGAAAUAUGUACAGUGGAACUCUUGAGUUACUCCUCUGGACUCCAUUAAAAAGAACCUGGCAAAUAAAGAGGUAAAGCUUUGGUAGUAAA